AUGGCAUCUUUGGUGUUCCUUUCUUUCCUCUUCCUAAUUUUCUUCCUCUCCCUCAUACUCUUCCUCUUUUUAAUUGUUCGUCCCCACCCUGUGAAGGUCCCAAUCAAGGGCCGCCAUGUGUUCAUCACCGGAGGUUCUAGUGGCAUUGGGCUCGAGCUGGCCAAACGAGCCACCAUAGAAGGAGCGCGAGUCUCCAUUCUAGCUCGAAGUCAGAAAAAGCUUGAAGACGCGAGGGAUUUAAUCCGUCUAGCCACUGGUAUUGAUGUCUCCAUCUUCAGUGCGGAUGUUUGCGACGUGGAAGCUUUGAGGAAGGCAGUAGAUGAGGCUGGACCUAUCGAUGUUCUGAUUUGCAACCAAGGAUUUUAUGUGGCGCGAGAACUAGAGAAUCUUAAUUUAGAAGAGGUUAAGUUUAUUAUUGAUGUUAAUCUCAUCGGUACAUUUAAUCUUAUCAUGACAGUUUUGCCUGGAAUGAAAGCUCGAAAGGACAAAGGACCGGUCUCAAUUGCAAUUAUGUCGUCACUAGCUGGUCAGAUAGGCAUUUAUGGUUACAGUGCUUAUUCAGCGAGUAAGUUUGGUCUACAAGGAAUGGCAGAAGCAUUACAGCAAGAACUUAUUGCAGAUAACAUUCAUAUAACUCUCAUAUAUCCUCCAUAUACUGAUACACCUGGUUUGGUAGAACAUAAUAAGAUUAGGCCAUCUCUAAAUAAGAUUAUUGGAGCUUCAUUUGGUGUAGUCGAAGCUGGUGAAGUGGCUAAGAUCUCGUUGGAAGGUAUAAAAUCUGCAAAAUUCAGUGUAAUUUGCAGCUUUGAGGGAUGGUUGUUGGGGGUAGGAAGUGCUGGUUUUUCUCCUCAAAGAUCCUAUAUAAUGGCAUUUGUUGAGGUGGCAUUUGCAAGCAUAUUGCGCCUGGUAGGACUGUGCUUUCAGUGGAAAUGGUACCAAACCAUAUUAAAGUGGCAUGCCCAAAAUAAUAACUAUUGAAGAAAAAGUAAGUAACUAACAUGAUAGUGAGAUAUGCCCAAGACAAUAAUUGUAACCUUAUUUCCUUUUAUAUUCAGAUCUUGUAACCGUGAGUGAUAAGAGAAUGAAUAGAGUUAAGGCAAGUGGGGUUAAUAAUACAAUAAAAGAAGAAUACUCCUUGAAUAAUAAUGGGUUAAUUCCUAUACAUGUAGAC
Messenger RNA from Impatiens glandulifera, 1171 nucleotides. Its product is annotated as 3-dehydrosphinganine reductase TSC10A-like. Lineage: Eukaryota; Viridiplantae; Streptophyta; Magnoliopsida; Ericales; Balsaminaceae. Gene Ontology annotation, cellular component: endoplasmic reticulum membrane. The record is from RefSeq and is a predicted model, not a curated record. Gene Ontology annotation, molecular function: 3-dehydrosphinganine reductase activity. Gene Ontology annotation, biological process: sphingolipid biosynthetic process. The transcript has 3 exons. The coding region runs from base 1 to 978 and encodes 325 amino acids.